GUAUUUCCCCUUUCACGCAUUCACGCUUCGAAAAAUAUAAAAAAAACUCGCUCGCGCUCCCUCUUUUUAGCACACACUAUCGCGAACGAAACCCUCGAUCUGAGAAAACCAUGGGAAGAAGUUCCAAGUCUCAGGUUUCAAGCGCCUCCAAUUCAGAGGAAGACGAGCAAGAGAACGUCAAUGAACAGAUCGAAGACGACGAUGACGAACUCGAAGCCGUCGCUCGUUCCGCUAGCUCCGACGACGACGAUAACAUUGUUCCGGAUAAACCCGCCGAAGACGACGCUGACUCCGACGACGAUAAUCAGGAUGAAAGUAAUGUUGAUCCCGAGAUUAGUAAGCGUGAGAAAGCGAGAUUAAAAGAAAUGGAGAGGUUGAAGAAACAAAAGAUUCAGGAGAUAUUAGAUGCACAAAAUGCAACUAUUGAUGCUUCUAUGAAUACUAAGGGAAAGGGUCGAUUGAAGUAUCUCUUGCAGCAAACUGAGCUGUUUGCUCAUUUUGCCAAAGGUGACCAAUCUUCAUCUCAGAAGACAAAGGGAAGGGGACGCCAUGCUUCGAAAGUGACCGAAGAAGAGGAAGACGAAGAAUACCUUAAAGAAGAAGAAGGUGGUUUAGGAAAUACAAGGCUGGUUACUCAACCUUCAUGUAUCCAAGGGAAAAUGAGGGAUUACCAACUUGCUGGGCUAAACUGGCUCAUACGUUUGUACGAGAAUGGAAUAAAUGGAAUUUUAGCAGAUGAAAUGGGGCUUGGCAAAACUUUACAAACUAUAUCUUUAUUGGGCUAUUUACAUGAGUUCAGAGGAAUAACAGGUCCACAUAUGGUGGUUGCUCCAAAAUCUACUCUUGGAAAUUGGAUGAAUGAGAUUCGGCGCUUUUGUCCAGUUUUACGCGCAAUAAAGUUCCUCGGUAGCCCUGAUGAAAGGAAACAUAUAAGAGAAGAUCUAUUAGUUGCUGGAAAGUUUGAUGUGUGUGUGACAAGUUUUGAAAUGGUAAUCAAAGAGAAGUCUGCACUGCGUCGGUUUAGUUGGCGUUAUGUAAUUAUUGAUGAAGCCCAUCGGAUCAAGAAUGAGAACUCCCUCCUGUCCAAAACAAUGAGGCUUUAUAAUACAAACUACAGACUCCUUAUAACUGGCACACCCUUACAGAACAAUCUUCAUGAACUCUGGUCUCUUCUCAACUUUCUUCUGCCUGAAAUUUUUAGUUCUGCUGAAACCUUUGAUGAAUGGUUUCAAAUCUCUGGUGAAAAUGAUCAACAGGAGGUUGUUCAACAGCUACACAAGGUCCUCCGCCCAUUUCUUCUUCGAAGGUUGAAAUCAGAUGUCGAAAAAGGGUUGCCACCGAAAAAGGAAACCAUUCUCAAAGUAGGCAUGUCCCAAAUGCAGAAACAAUAUUAUAAGGCACUACUGCAGAAGGAUCUGGAGGUUGUGAAUGCUGGUGGAGAGCGUAAGCGUCUCCUAAAUAUAGCAAUGCAACUUCGAAAAUGUUGCAAUCACCCAUAUCUUUUCCAAGGGGCUGAACCUGGUCCUCCCUAUACAACAGGGGAUCAUCUCGUUACAAAUGCUGGCAAAAUGGUUCUACUCGAUAAAUUACUUCCCAAACUAAAAGAGAGGGAUUCUAGGGUCUUAAUAUUUUCACAGAUGACUAGGCUGCUAGAUAUACUUGAAGAUUAUUUGAUGUUUCGUGGCUACCUAUACUGUCGCAUAGAUGGAAAUACUGGUGGAGAUGAUCGUGAUGCUUCCAUUGAGGCUUUCAACAAACCAGGAAGUGAGAAAUUUGUCUUCUUGUUAUCUACUCGAGCUGGAGGUCUUGGCAUCAAUCUUGCCACGGCCGAUGUUGUCAUUCUUUAUGAUAGUGACUGGAACCCUCAAGCUGACUUGCAAGCUCAGGAUCGAGCUCAUAGGAUUGGUCAAAAGAAAGAAGUUCAAGUUUUCCGAUUUUGCACUGAGUACACAAUUGAGGAAAAAGUCAUUGAAAGGGCUUACAAAAAGCUUGCACUUGAUGCUCUGGUGAUUCAGCAAGGACGAUUAGCUGAGCAGAAGGCUGUUAAUAAAGAUGAUUUGCUUCAAAUGGUUAGAUUUGGGGCUGAAAUGGUUUUUAGUUCCAAGGACAGUACAAUUACAGACGAGGAUAUUGACAGAAUUAUUGCCAAAGGAGAGGAAUCAACAGCCGAGCUUGAUGCUAAGAUGAAGAAAUUUACUGAAGAUGCAAUCAAAUUUAAGAUGGAUGACACUGCUGAUUUGCUUGAUUUUGAUGAUGAGAAAGAUGAGAACAAAGUUGAUUUCAAAAAAAUUGUGAGUGAAAACUGGGUUGAGCCAUCAAGAAGAGAACGGAAGCGCAAUUACUCAGAGAAUGAAUACUUCAAACAAACAAUGCGCCAAGGUGGCCCCACUAAACCAAAAGAACCCCGAAUUCCUAGGAUGCCUCAGUUGCAUGAUUUUCAGUUCUUCAACACACACAGGCUGAGUGAGUUGUAUGAAAAGGAAGUUCGUUAUCUAAUGCAAACACAUCAGAAGAAUCAGGUAAAAGACUCCAUAGAUGUUGAUGAACCUGAAGAGGGGGGAGAACCAUUGACUGCAGAAGAGGCGGAAGAAAAGGAGCACCUGCUAGAGGAGGGGUUUUCAUCAUGGAGCCGAAAGGAUUUUAACACUUUCAUUAGGGCAUGUGAAAAAUAUGGCCGAAAUGAUAUAAGGAGUAUUGCUUCUGAGAUGGAAGGAAAAACAGAAGAAGAAGUUGAAAGAUAUGCAGAAGUCUUCAAAGAGUGGUUCAAGGAAUUGAAUGAUUAUGAUAGAAUUAUUAAAAACAUUGAAAGAGGGGAGGCAAGAAUAGCUCGGAAAGAUGAGAUCAUGAAAGCUAUUGGGAAGAAGUUGGACCGAUACAAGAACCCUUGGCUAGAGUUGAAGAUACAAUAUGGACAAAACAAAGGAAAGUUGUACAAUGAAGAAUGUGAUCGAUUCAUGAUAUGCAUGAUUCACAAACUUGGGUAUGGGAAUUGGGACGAAUUGAAGGCGGCCUUUCGAAUGUCACCCUUGUUUCGUUUUGAUUGGUUUGUAAAAUCACGCACAACACAGGAACUAACAAGGAGAUGUGACACCCUCAUUCGGCUUGUAGAGAAGGAAAACCAAGAAUACGAUGAAAGAGAGAGACAAGCUCGUAAAGAAAAGAAACUUGCCACCAAGAGUAUGACUCCAUCAAAGCGCUCCUUGCCAAGACAAGCAGAGAGUCCAUCUCUGAAGAAGCGGAAGCAGUUAACAAUGGAUUACUAUGUAAGCUCGGGGAAGAGGAAAAAAUAAAUGGACAUACACCCAACAUCCGAUUUUAAAGUCUUGGUGAAUCUGACAUGGCUUAGUAAACAUGUUAAAAGUACCCAAGUUUGAUGGUAAUGUGGCUUCGUAUGUUCGAUGCUAGGGACCUUCUACUUACCCGCAUUUACUUCUCACAUCUCCCGUUCCGAUUUUUUUUUUCCCUAUCCAUACUGCUUUCUGUAAUGUAACCUUUGUAAGGUUUGACAAAGAAGAUUAAGAUUAAAUUGAAUUUCAAAUUGUUUUUUUUUUGGGUGUAAAUUUAGACUGUUAAAUUUAAUGUCCAGUUUAUUAACUGCAGCAAGUUUAUUCAUAUAGAAUAUUAUAAAACUAUUCAAUUCUUUCUGGACC
Molecule: messenger RNA, 3650 nt
Organism: Cicer arietinum (chickpea)
Lineage: Eukaryota; Viridiplantae; Streptophyta; Magnoliopsida; Fabales; Fabaceae
Product: ISWI chromatin-remodeling complex ATPase CHR11-like
Biological process (GO): nucleosome organization
Cellular component (GO): nucleus; chromatin
Molecular function (GO): ATP-dependent chromatin remodeler activity; ATP hydrolysis activity; nucleosome binding
Source: RefSeq, a predicted model, not a curated record